Molecule: messenger RNA, 2750 nt
Organism: Condylura cristata (star-nosed mole)
Lineage: Eukaryota; Metazoa; Chordata; Mammalia; Eulipotyphla; Talpidae
Gene: HEPACAM
Product: hepatic and glial cell adhesion molecule
Exons: 7
Coding region: 446-1870 (474 amino acids)
Source: RefSeq, a predicted model, not a curated record
GCCUGGCACACACCCUCCUCCGCAGGAACAAGGAGGGAGAGGUGGAAACAGCAGGGGUUGGGACCAAGGUCCUGUGUAGUGUGCAUCCCAGCCCAACCCCCUCAAUGAGCCCAAAUCAUCACCUCCCCUGGUAGUGGGGUUCAGCACAGACAGCCGAAGAACUGCUGGACCUCUGGGACCCCACUGGAUUGGAACCUGCAUUGGAGAAUAUCUCCUGAGUGGAUACCCUCUUCUGAACUAGGGAUGUAGGACUUCGAAACUAGAAAAUGCCAGGUCUCAAAGAGAGGGAAGAACAAGUCGAACAACACACAGAGCUCUGUGUAUUCAGAGGGAAGUUGGCAGGGCUGUGUUCGGGCAGAGAAACUCCGAGUGGUACAAAGGGACGUGCCCAGAGUGGAGAAAUCAUGCUAAUUGUCUGCACCAGAGCUGGAGAACGCCACCCAAAAUGAAGAGAGAGAGGGGAGCCCUGUCCAGAGCCUUCAGUGCCUUGCACCUCGCUCCUUUUGUCUACCUUCUUCUGAUCCAGACAGAGCCCCUGGAGGGGGUGAACAUCACCAGCCCGGUGCGUCUGAUCCAUGGCACGGUGGGGAAGUCAGCCCUGCUCUCCGUGCAGUACAGCAGCACCAGCAGUGACAAGCCUGUGGUGAAAUGGCAGCUGAAGCGGGACAAACCAGUGACUGUGGUGCAGUCCAUCGGCACAGAGGUCAUUGGCACCCUGCGACCUGACUAUCGAGACCGCAUCCGCCUCUUUGAAAAUGGCUCCCUGCUUCUGAGUGACCUGCAGCUGGCUGAUGAGGGCACCUAUGAGGUCGAGAUCUCCAUCACUGAUGACACCUUCACUGGAGAGAAGACCAUCAACCUCACUGUGGAUGUGCCCAUCUCAAGGCCGCAGGUGUUAGUGGCUUCGACCACGGUGCUGGAGCUCAGCGAGGCCUUCACCCUCAACUGCUCCCACGAGAAUGGCACCAAGCCCAGCUACACCUGGCUAAAGGAUGGCAAGCCCCUCCUCAAUGACUCGAGGAUGCUCCUGUCCCCUGACCAAAAGGUGCUCACCAUCACCCGCGUGCUCAUGGACGAUGAUGACCUGUACAGCUGUGUGGUGGAGAACCCCAUCAGCCAGGGCCGCAGCCUGCCCAUCAAGAUCACCGUGUACAGAAGAAGCUCCCUCUACAUCAUCUUGUCCACAGGAGGUAUCUUCCUCCUUGUGACCUUGGUGACAGUCUGUGCCUGCUGGAAACCCUCCAAAAAGUCUAGGAAGAAGAGGAAGCUGGAGAAGCAAAACUCCCUGGAGUAUAUGGAUCAGAAUGAUGAGCACCUGAAACCAGAAGGUGAGCUCCCAGCCACCCACUCACCCUUCCCAUCGCCACUCAGAUCAGUGGGCUGCUGGGAAAAGGCAGAACUGGGCGACCAGGAAACCAGCUCUGCGGGGCCCCUUCCUCCACCAACUGCACGAAGACUGCAGAGCAGGGAGAAGUGCGGCCAAGGUAGGACCCCAGCAGACAGCCUGCCCAGAAGCGGAGAGCAGGAGCGGAAGAACCCCAUGGCGCUCUACAUCCUGAAGGACAAGGACACCCCCGACCUGGAGGAGAACCCCGCCCCGGAGCCUCGGGCCGCGACAGAUCCUGGCCCUCCGGCGUACUCCGUGUCGCCGACGGUCCCCGGCCGCUCGCCUGGCCUGCCCAUCCGCUCCGCCCGCCGCUAUCCGCGCUCUCCUGCGCGCUCCCCCGCCACCGGCCGGACGCACACGUCGCCACCGCGCGCCCCGAGCUCGCCCGGCCGCUCGCGGAGCGCCUCGCGCACACUGCGGACUGCGGGCGUGCACCUGAUCCGCGAGCAAGACGAGACGGGCAGGGUGGAGAUCAGCGCCUGAGCGGCCUCGGGACCCCCCGGAGGCACCCUCGCUCUGCGACCCCGGGCCCCGGAGCGGGCCUGGAAGCCCAGCUGCCGGCCCGCGGCGAGGGGUGGUUCUGGUGGGAAGCGGGGGUCAGGCGAGUGUGCGAGGGUGAGCUUGAGCAUUUGGGGGGUCUGGGGGGACGCAGCGGGGCGGCAGGGAGCCGACCUGGUGGUGAAAGCGUCGCGGUUCACUGGCUGUGCUCUCAGUGGGUAUGGGUUCUGCCCUCUUAGCACCCUAUAGAUGAUUCUGUUUCCAGCCCAAUGCCCCAAGGGUCGUGAGAAAACUAACAUCAAUAACCUAACUCCCGAGACUAUCCUCUGCCCUUCCCAGGGAGCUCUCAUGCUUCUCACCCACCUCCCUGGCCUCCGAACAAGUGUGGUUCCUGGGGCACUUUCCUGGCAGGCCCUUGUUAGGAAGGUCAAUGACCCAAAACGCACAACUGCCCUCAACUGAGGAGAAGGCAGAUGCUGGUUACUCAGUGCACUGGGGCUACUCCCUUUACUGGGAGUCCUUGGGCAGGCAGUGCCUGGGAGCCCCUUCUCUGCAGAGCUGAUACUGGCUACCUGCCAGUUGGUGAGGAGGAAACCCAAAUGCAUUUCUUUGCCACUGAAGGGGAGAUUGGGGGUUCGCUAGGGCUGGGAACUCAGCCACCCCUGGCCUCCUCCCAAAGCCUCCCUCAGGCCACUGCCAAGCAUUCCUUCCACCCUUAUUCCUGUGGAGAAGGGGUUUCCCACCCCCUCACCCCUGCCCCCUACCCCACCCCAGUCCCCACCACAGGAAGCUGCAGACAGUAAAGAACUCUUGGUAACUCUCACACCUGUACCUGCUCCCUGGCUUCCUUACAGAACAAGCCUUU